AUGGGAGCCUUCAAGUCUGCUAUCAACUCUUUGAGCUGCUUCCAAGCUGCACUUGUGCUUGUGCUGUUGAUUGCCGCAGCAGAGACCCAGAGGGCUGAGGCACAGAGCAGCAGCAGCUGCUCAACUGAGCUGAGCAGCCUCAAUGUGUGUGCACCAUUUGUGGUGCCUGGCUCAACCAACACCAACCCAAGCUCUGACUGCUGUGGUGCUCUCCAAGCCGUCCAUCCUGACUGCCUCUGCAACACUCUCAGGGUCGCCGCUCGCCUUCCCGCUCAGUGCAACCUCGCCCCCAUCACUUGUGAUACCAACUGA
Prunus armeniaca (apricot) is the source of this 312-nucleotide messenger RNA. Lineage: Eukaryota; Viridiplantae; Streptophyta; Magnoliopsida; Rosales; Rosaceae. The record is from the annotation of a GenBank genome assembly.